UUCACGCUCUGAUGGCUGACUGAUUGGUGACGUAACCAAUCCGCUGAACAAGGCGGGCCGAACAGAGACGCCGGAUUAACCUCAGCGCAUCUUAUUUUCAAAGCACCACCUCGUCGCUCCUUAUAGAAACGCUCAAUGAUGGCAGGAAGCCCCGACCACAAACAAGAAGAUGGAGGUGAUUUCAACACAGUCAUUCGCCUUCAAAGCUACUUACAUGGAGGAACCUCCAGCUUGCUGUCAGCGCUUCCCACCCUUUUCGUUUUUCCUGUCUACAAGACCAUUUUCCGUCAACAGAUCCACAACACCUCAGUGCACCGUGCAGUGGGACAACUCUAUAAAGAGGGACCUGUAAAGCUCUACAGGGGCGUGGUUCCACCACUCCUGAUGAGGACCCUGAAUGGCACACUGCUCUUCGGCCUCCAGGACACACUGCUCCGUCAUCUCUCACUGACAACCCACAAUGCCACCUCAGCAGCUGCUCUACCUGCUCUGGCUGGAUUUGGGGCCGGCAUGGUGGAAGCUGUGGUCUUCACCCCAUUCGAACGAGUUCAGAAUGUGCUUCAGAACGGCCAGAAUGACAGGCAUCUACCGUCCUUGAGGAGUGUCCUCAUGAGGUUGAAGGUGCAGAGAAUUAGCCAGGGCUACUACAGAGCCUUCCUGCCUAUCGCAGCCCGCAACACCCUCGGCAGCUCCCUGUAUUUUGGCUUGAAGGGGCCUGUGUGUGUCCUUGUGGCAGGACAGGGACUUUCUCCCAUGGGCUCCUCAUUUGUCUCAGGAACUCUGACCUCUAUGGCAAUCAGCUUAACUCUGUACCCUCUGUCUGUGCUGGUAGCAAACAUGCAGGCACAGGUAGGAAGAGAGGUGAAGGGUGUCAUAACAUGUUGGAGGGCGCUGUGGAAAUCUCGGAAUCACAGUGUGGCUCUUUUGUACCGAGGAGGCACCCUUGUUAUUCUGAGGUCAUGCAUUACCUGGGGAAUCACCACAGCUAUUUACGACAGACAACAGCAACAAUCCUCCUGAAUGUGGAAUUGUUGAACGUUGCUCUGUUAUUCUGCAUCAACCCUUUUUUUUAAAAGUGCAAAUACGAUAAAAGGCUUCAGUAUUAUGAUUUUGUCCAUUUUUAAUGAGGUUUUCAAAGUUGAGGCCUAUCUUACAGAAAAUAUGCUGACAUGUCGUAGUGAAACUCAGGCGUUUUACAGGUGUCAGUUAAAAUGAUCCAGGGAGCCAUGACUGUGUUAGAGUGAGCUAGUGUGAACAAGUAAAGUAACCAAGCAACCUCAACUUCAAAUAUGGAAUGAUUCGGGAUUUUUUUAAGUCAAGUUCUGUUAAAAAUCUAUAAACAUCUUACUUGCAGCAGAUAACUCUCUUGAAUAACUACUAAAUUAAUACAUUUAGUGUAAAUUCAUCUUAAAACGACACUAAUUACCAAAAUGUUGAAGCCUUUAAUGCAAACCCAUUUUUACCUUUUAAACUCUUGUUCCAUUUGUAUUUGGCGGUUAUUUACAAAGAGCCUGAUGAUUAUUUUCUCAAGAAACUGAGAUUGGAGGCAGUGCACCACUUGGGAUCUUCCUCGGUGCAACAUGUACAAAGAAUAGAACAUUCUAUUGGAUUGAAAAGUACACCAGGGUAGAAAGCAAACAUAUAGAUGUUGAAGUGAAUGUUAUCUUACUGAUUUUUACACUUCUUUACUUUUCUGUUAGGAAGUUACUCUGACUGACAAUGCUUUAAAUGUUUUGUUCUUGGUACGUGUUUCACACAGGAAGAUCACUGGUGGCACACCGCCUCCAAGAUCUAGCUCUUGUGUAAAUAAUCAUCAGCUUCUGUGUAAAUAACCACCCAAUGCUAGCAUGAAAAACCACAUUCAUAUAAAAUUACGUAAAUUUUAGUCAUGGGAGUUGAUCUAAGAUUGAAAAAAUCUGAUUUGUUCUUGACCCAACUUGUACAAGCCAUUAGUUUCAGCUUUCGGGACCAACUAAUCUGGAUUUGUUCUGAAUAAAAAUGCCAAGGGAGUUAUCUUCAGCAGGUCAGAUAUUAGCUGCUUAUAACCUUUUAACAGAACCUAACUUAAAAAUGCUGAGUUAUCCCUUUAAAUCAUCGCAGCUCAACUACCUUGCUGAAAACGACAAACUGUCUGUUUUAUGUGUCACAAUGUAAACUAGCAACACCACUGCCAAGAAACUUGGGUGAAUAUUUCUCAUGUUUCUCACUUUUUAUGCUGCACAAGAAAAAUAAUUAUGGUUCUGGUAAGAAAAAAAAGUGCCUUUGUUCAUGUAGUCUGUUAUGGGAAUUCAUGCUCAUUGCAACUUUGUUGCAUGUUUGUUAAAAAUGGUUUGAUAUUUUUAGUUUUAUGCUAUUUGUUUAGGAACAGAGGAGUGGCCUUUAUGGGAGAAAUAUGGUCAGAUAAUAAGGCACUGAGAUUAGAUUUGUCUAAUCUAAGUCUGAAAGGUCCCUCAGCUACAAAUUUACAACAAAAAACCUCAUAGUUCAAAAAAUGUGGUAGCUAUAAAUAAUAGAAUGUCUCUCAAAAGGACUUGUAUCAGGAAAGAAAAUAAUCAGGAGUUUACCUUCACGUUCACUGAGCAUUAAUUAAGACAAUCUAAUGCACAACAUGAUGUACAUUCUAUUGUAGCAUUUAUAUGUACUUUCCUGACAGUAUUUUCCUUUACUCUUCGUAUGAGUUUUUUAAACAAGGUAGCAGGUAAAGACAUUGUUUACACUCACCCAGAGAAAGCCAAAUUAAAGAUGUAAACCAUAAGCUUGUGAAGGAUUUUUAGAAACCUUACUCUAACUGUGUCAGUUUGAUUUUUCAUAGUUUAUUGUCUCCUGGAUUGUAAAUUUAAAUAAAUCACAGCAUUUAUUAGUUUUUAUUCAUUUUGUAUCAGUGGCUGUUUUUGUUGGUGACUGUGGGCAUUGUGCUGAGAGCCACUUAACUGAUUUUGUAUAAUAAACCACAUGUCUGCCUUCUUGAA
Molecule: messenger RNA, 2969 nt
Organism: Girardinichthys multiradiatus
Lineage: Eukaryota; Metazoa; Chordata; Actinopteri; Cyprinodontiformes; Goodeidae
Product: solute carrier family 25 member 53-like
Exons: 2
Coding region: 136-1020 (294 amino acids)
Source: RefSeq, a predicted model, not a curated record